Aspergillus aculeatus ATCC 16872 is the source of this 2109-nucleotide messenger RNA. Its product is annotated as LysM peptidoglycan-binding domain-containing protein. NCBI's taxonomy places the organism in Eukaryota, Fungi, Ascomycota, Eurotiomycetes, Eurotiales, Aspergillaceae. The transcript is spliced from 7 exons. Bases 1 to 2109 code for a protein of 702 amino acids. The record is from RefSeq and is a predicted model, not a curated record.
AUGCAGAUAAACAUCGGCCGCUGCAAUUCAUCCUACCCUUUGAACUUCAGGGGUAUCUUGGAGAUUGAGUUGUCGCAUCUGCUACGGGAGACCACCGAGAAAACCGAAAAUGUCACUAUCAUCCUAGACUGCUGUCAUGCCGGGCGGAUGGCUCGUGAUCCCAGACAUGGCAGACGAGCAAAUCCCAAGAGGAUCGCCGACGUGCAGUAUCACGACCUCCGGCAACAUCGAACACAGCUCCGGCAGAGUGGCCACCUUGCACGCGAAUUGGAUCCCUUGGGGAACCCCAACGCUGUGCGUGUCAUGGCGGCGGCUGCCACCGAAACAGCCUGGGAGUGUGAAGGUCCCGAAGGCGAGUGGACCGGCGCGCUGACGGAUGCCUUAGCGUCUGCGAUCGACGAAGCCGGUCAACGGCAGGUAUCUUGGAGAUCGACCCUGUUACGUGUGAAUGAGCUCGUACAUGUCCAGUUCCCGCAGCAGCACCCCGUCGCCGAAGGACCGGACACCCGCCUCUUGUUCGCGACUCAGACGGUCGCGUCCAGCGCCGUGCUCUUGAAGAUGCAAGGCAAUGAUCCAGUGCUCCAGAGCGGUUACGUUUCAGGCGUUCGUAAAGGAGAUGUUUAUGUUCUCAUGCCCGCCGGCCACGAGGUUCCCGACGCUCGAUUCAGAAUCGGGGAAGCGACUGUCACUGCCGUGAAUGGUUUCAAAGCCAAGGUAACAGUGGAGCUUGAUUCCCCAGGCGAGGCGACGCAUGCGGGACCCUCACGAGUGACUGAAGUCGCCGCCUCCAGCAGCAACAGUAUUCCUGCGGGCGAAGUCACAUCUACGACCACUCCAACCAACCCCUGCACAGAAGAAGAUGUGACCAACAAGCCGAAUUCCUCCGAUUCUACAUAUCCUGAGUCCCCAGGAGCAAUACCUAGAUGGGUACUGAUGUGCUACCAGCAGCAUGGUGACAACGGACACAAAUAUGCACACGUGAGAGUCAGUAGGGGCGAUCGCGAUAGGCAAUUGUUUCAGAAGUUGAAGUCGGAAUACAGCAGCAGGCGUGACAUCCGUCGAUCCUUUCGACCCGUUGACCUUGUCCAUUUCACUCAGUUCAAGCCCGACUCAGGCGACUAUAUAGCGGCGAGGGAAGACAAUGUAUGGCCAGAGAACGGCAUUCCUGACUGGGAAAUUCCAGAUUCAGAAUCACCGGCUGCUGCCAGGCUCAGAAGGAUUGCCACAGAUAGCAAGUACCUUGCCCAUCGCUUCAAUCUUUCCCACGAAAAUGAGGGAUGCAUGAAAUGGAUAAAGCUCAAAUACGCGCUGAUCAAAGGCAUCGCAAGCGCCUUUCCGCGCGUACACGAUGCUGAAGCAGCAUCCACUCCCAUCGGCGAGAAGAGUGUGAUUGAGACCAUACCGAUGAGGUUGAGGAAGGAGAUUCAAUAUUCUCCGACAGGCAAUCCACCCAGCUGGGGGUUCAUUGUCGAGGAAGACGUCGACACAUCUGUCUGGAAGAGAGCUGUCAAGAAGAAUCUUAUUGUGGGCCUGUUUUCAUUUGUCGUGCUGAGAAGUGGGGUUUUGGUGCUGUGCGCUUCACCACCCGGCAUACCCCCCGUGGGGGCGACGGUGGCUCCGAAUACUACCCUGAACUGUGGUACCUGGUUUGUCUAUACGGCCAGAACGAACUACAAUUGUUCCACCAUUUGUCUGGAAAACCAUAUUGCCAUUCCCCCGUUCACGGAGGCCGACCCCUCGCUGAAUUACAGCAGCUAUAACUAUAGCAGCUCAACCGCUAUCAACAGCACUGCUGCCAACUCAUCCGUCAUCGCUGCCACCAGCCCCAGCUUCCCUACUCAGGCUGAUAUUCCCGCUAACUGCGACGCCUGGUAUGAAGCUCAAGCAGAUGACACCUGCGACACCAUUGCAGAAAGUUUUGGCAUCACGACCGCUGAGUUUCUGGCCUGGAAUCCGGCCCUUUACUCCGACUGCUCAUCUGGCAUCCGGCUCGAGGAGGACUACUGUAACAAAUCCACAUCAUCCUUAUCAACGCCAUCUACCACUACCUCGGCCGUCACAGUCCCUGCCCCGACACAAGCCGGUAUCCCAGCGAACUGCAAUGGAUAA